Messenger RNA from Formica exsecta, 2476 nucleotides. It is a transcript of the gene PIG-B, whose product is annotated as GPI mannosyltransferase 3. The record is from RefSeq and is a predicted model, not a curated record. NCBI's taxonomy places the organism in Eukaryota, Metazoa, Arthropoda, Insecta, Hymenoptera, Formicidae. The transcript has 2 exons. Gene Ontology annotation, cellular component: endoplasmic reticulum membrane. Gene Ontology annotation, biological process: GPI anchor biosynthetic process. The coding region runs from base 364 to 1869 and encodes 501 amino acids. Gene Ontology annotation, molecular function: alpha-1,2-mannosyltransferase activity.
GCAAAGAAAGUUUGUCCAUCAUCACCGCACGUUAUUAGUUUGACGUUUAACAUCGUUAAAUAACAUUAGAUUAAAUUUACAUUAACAUUGAAUUACACUCAGUCAUGGCAGUAAGUCGGGACUUCAUAAAAACUGUUUAACCGGUGCCAACAAAGCCAUAGAAGUAGAAGAAUUGCACUUCAAUCUUACAUUUAUUAUCCACGUAUAGAGAAGAACACCCAAUCUAUCUUAUCUUCAAUAGAUUUGUUCCUGAACAAUUACAGAUAGCCACAUUAUUGAUUUAUGCGAAUUUAUCCGAAUAUUCCAUUGAGUGAGAAUUUAAAAAUACCUUUUUACUAUAAAUGAUAUCAUUUAUAUGUACGGAUGCGAGAUUACUGGCUUAAAAUGCAUUUACCAAGAAGAUUCAGAAUAUUAUUGCUUUUAUUACUAUGGCGGUUGACCUCUGUGAUCAUAGUGCAAACUGCUCAUGUGCCAGAUGAAUAUUGGCAAUCACUUGAGGUAGCUCAUUAUCUGGCGUUUGAUUAUGGGCACCUUACAUGGGAAUGGACAAUGAUGAUUCGUAGUUAUAUUUAUCCAUUUUUCAUAUCGAUUCUAUAUCGUAUACUUGCCAUACUUUCUUUAGACUUCACAUUAUUAUUAAUAAUGUUGCCACGUGUUUUUCAAGCAGUUCUCACUGCUUAUGCAGAUUAUAGAUUUUACAAGUGGACCAAGUGUAAGUGGAUGUUGUUUGUUCUGUGUUCAAAUUGGUAUUGGUACUAUUGUGCCUCAAGAACGUUGAUAAAUGCAGUAGAAACUGUUUGUACCACAAUAGCGUUAUCAAUAUUCCCAUGGAAAAAUAACCAUGUACAAAGUACAAAAUUUUUAUGGGUUGUGGGCUUCCUCUGUAUGAUAAGACCUACUGCUGCGAUUAUAUGGUUUCCAUUAUGCUUAUAUCAUAUUUGUUCAAGUGCAGAAAAGAAAAUAGCAUUAUUUGGUCGCUACACAAUAAUAUGUCUAUUUUGUUUUCUGAUUUCCAUAUUAAUAGAUAGUUACUGUUAUGGAAAAUUUGUAAUAACCCCUUGGAAGUUUUUCCAAGUGAAUGUGCUUGGAAGUGUUGGAGACAUAUAUGGCAAAGAACAUACAUUAUGGUAUAUCUUUGUCGGUUUACCCGUGAUACUUGGACUGUAUUACAUCCCAUUUUUGAUUGCUGUUUGGCGAAUACUUAAACAUUCUAUUUACUUCAAUCGAGAAUUAAUUAUGCUCAUAGUAAUUGGCUGGACAUUAUUUGUCUAUUCUUUGUUGCCUCACAAGGAAUUUCGAUUUAUUUUACCGCUUUUGCCAAUGUUGAUAUAUGUAAGUUCCGCUUGUACUCAUCGUUUAAACGUUAGAAUUACGGCAUUUGCCCGUAAAAGUAUUUUAGCAUUGUUAAUAUGCAGCAAUGUUGUGCCUGGAUUUUAUUUUUCCUUGAUUCAUCAACGUGGCACAUUAAAUAUAAUGGAGUUCUUACGGCAUGAAAUUUCUGCUAGUAAUUCUCUAUCAACAAAUGUGUUAAUUCUGACUCCAUGCCAUGCUUUGCCCUUGUACAGUCAUUUACAUAUAAAUACAUCAAUAAAAUUUCUAACUUGCGAACCUAACUUUGAUAAUUCUAAUGAUUAUCUGGAUGAAGCAGAUCAAUUUUUUGCAAAUCCAACAUUUUGGCUCGAUAAUAAUUUUGUUAAUAAUAAAAAUGCUAUAUUACCAACUCAUGUAAUCACAUUUGAUAAUGUUGUGAAUAAAAUAACUAACUUCUUAAGCAAAUAUAAAUUAAUCGCUAAAGUAUUUUAUACACAUUUUCCACAAUCAAAUUAUGGAGAAUAUGUGUUAUUGUAUAAACAUGUAACAUUUAUUUAAAAGAUUGAUAUAUAUUUUAUAUAAAUGGAUGUGUGUGUAAUAAAGAAAUGUUGAUGUUUAUUAUUCUCUCUUAUUAUAUCUUCAAAUAAAAUUUAAAAACAGACAAUAGAAAAAGAAAGAAUGAAAAUCAGAGACUAUAGUAUUGUCAGACAUCACAUGCAAUGCUAUCGCGCGACUGGUUGCCUACAUCACAGGCGAUCUUGAAAACUGAGUUGGAAAAAAACAAUCUUGAAAAGAAAAUUUUCUUUCUUGAAUUAUAUUUGCCUUUUGAAACUAUUCACAUUAUGUUUAAAAUUUUAUAUCGUCAGAAAUAAGAUAAAUAAUUUGGUGUUUCUGGUCAAACACUCUGUAUAUUACGGAUAUAACAUUCUUUCGUUCUGCAAUUUUUUUAUUUUUCAUGCGUAUAAAAGUAUAAAUAACAGGCACAAUUUCUUAAAUAAUUUAUGACUUUUUAAUAGUCUUUUAGCUCUUAUGUAAUGACAAAGUAAUGCAAAGGAAGAAAAUAAUAUCGUUUCUUAUUAUCAAUAAUAAAUAAAACUUUCGGUUUGUCUGAUCAUUAAUAACGAUUAAUGAAAUAAUCAUAAAAUGGGGCAAUUCUUUUCGCUAA